Molecule: messenger RNA, 462 nt
Organism: Fusarium vanettenii 77-13-4
Lineage: Eukaryota; Fungi; Ascomycota; Sordariomycetes; Hypocreales; Nectriaceae
Exons: 2
Coding region: 1-462 (153 amino acids)
Source: RefSeq, a predicted model, not a curated record
AUGACUACUGAAGCCACUGUUCGCAAGUUCUUUGCGUCUUCUGCCUUUGCGGUAGUGGGCGCGAGCUCAAACCCCGCCAAGUUCGGCCACCGAGUCUUUGUCUGGUAUCUAUAUCAUGACCUGCCAGUUACGCCCAUCAAUCCGGGGUCGGCGACUAUUUCUGCUUUAGAAAAGGACUAUCCCACAGUCCCCAACAUUACUGCGCUUCCCAAUCCAAAGCAGACGUCCAUCUCAGUCAUCACUCCUCCUUCAGCAACUCUCAAGGUGCUCCAGGAAGCAAAGGAGCUUGGCAUCCCGUCUGUGUGGCUGCAGCCUGGUAGCUUUGAUGAUGACGUCCUCAAGUUUGCCAACGAGCAAGGUGGAUUCGACGCGGUUGUGGCCGGGGAUGGCGGCCGGGGUCAUGAAGGGUGGUGCAUCUUGGUGGAUGGUGAGCGAGGACUGAAAGCGGCUGGGAAGCUGUGA